Messenger RNA from Hyaena hyaena (striped hyena), 3240 nucleotides. It is a transcript of the gene KRABD2, whose product is annotated as KRAB-A domain containing 2. The record is from RefSeq and is a predicted model, not a curated record. Lineage: Eukaryota; Metazoa; Chordata; Mammalia; Carnivora; Hyaenidae. Gene Ontology annotation, biological process: DNA integration. Gene Ontology annotation, molecular function: nucleic acid binding. The transcript is spliced from 6 exons. The coding region runs from base 1 to 2337 and encodes 778 amino acids.
AUGCCGCCCUCGCAUAUCCCUAGUUCUCGCGACCUCCCAACGAGGGGCCGGGUAGGACCCGAGCGUGGAAAGGGUGCCGGCCGGCCCGCGGCGUCAGGGGCGGGGCUUCCGGCCGGCGCGGAGCCGCUUCCGGUGCGAACGCCCGCACCUCCCCCCCCCCCCAGGGACCCACUGGGCACGCGCGGGCGGGAGGCGAGGCCGCGGCUGCACGCGGGGUGGGCGGGCCCCGACGCCGCGGCCGCCAGCGCGUCCCCUCGGCGCCCGGGCCCCCGGUCCUCCGUCUGGCCUCGCGGGGUGGGCGGGGCAAGCCCGCGGGAGUGCGGGGAGGGGGGCCGCGCAGGGGGAGCUGCUGCCCGAGCCAGGUCCCGGGAGUCACUCCGCCGAGGCCGGGCCCACAGUAAGCGGCAGCCCCCGAACCUGACCUCCCAGGCCGCCGCCCUCGACCCUCGCUCUGCGCGACGUCGCCGCGGCACCGGAGCGGCAAGUGCUUGCCAGCGCGCUCUGAGUACCUUCCGUCUGGGCUCCGUAUUCCGGGGCCCUCCGAGCGGCAGUCGCGAGGUGGCUGGCGCAGCUCCCACCCGCCGGGCCCCUACGACCCCGAAGCGAAGUGCUCCACGGAGUGGCCCGCGGGGGAGGGGGCGGGGCCCCCAGCUGGGGCUGCGGAUCGGACCGCGGCGGGAAGGAGGCCGAUUUGGGCUGGGUGGGAUUCGGGGGAUCCGUGAAAGGACCGUCCGGGUCCGGGGCGCCAAAGCGAAAACCCACAGACGGCGCAGGGCUGGGCAGCCUGUUGUGGCCAAGCAGCAGAGUUCCCAGUGUGUCCACAUCUUCCCAUUUGCCAAGGACAUCGCACCCCAAGUCCACUUACGCUGGCCUUCAUCCCGGGUCCCCUCCGCUGUCUCUUCCCCAGUCCCACUGCGGCCGCCAGGGACGGUCCCUGUGGCUGCGGCUGGCGUCGUUUCAAGAGGUGGCGACCUUUGGAGGAUAUGGCCGAAGAUUAGAGGUGUCUGGACGCCUCUGGGAUGGACCGCUGAAGAGUGCAGGGACACAAUGCUGGAUGGUUACGAGAAUGUGGUCCCUCCGGGAUCCUUCUUCCCGCUCUCCGUGAUGCCCCAGAAAGCUGGAAGUGACACCCCCGCUGUUCCCAGCACAAGCGAAAUGGAAGUGGACAUAAGUAACAUGAGGGAAAAGUUUCUGACAAGCGUGACAAAGUUAGUAGAGAGCAAAAGUUACAACAGCAAGGUAUUCUCCAAAGAAAAGUACUUUCAAACAAUAAAGGAGGUCAAAGAAGCCAAGGAGAAGGGGAAGAAGUCAUCACGUGACUACCGACGCGCCGCAAAAUAUGACGUGAUCUCCGUGCAAGGCACAGAGAAGCUAAUAGAGGCGACUCACGGGGAACGCGCUCGAAUACGGUAUUACGUGCACAAGGAAGAGCUGUUUGACAUUCUUCACGACACACAUCUCAAUAUUGGGCACGGUGGGCGGACCCGCAUGCUCAAGGAGCUGCAGGGAAGAUACGGGAAUGUCACCAAAGAAGUCAUUGUCUUGUAUCUGACACUCUGUAAACAGUGCCACCAGAAGAACCCGGUGCCCAAGAGAGGGCUGGGGCCCAAGCCCGUGCCUCUUAAGGACGUCGACUCCCGGUGCCAAGUUGAAGUACUUGACAUGCAGGCAUACGCCGAUGGAGAGUUCAAGUUUAUCCUGUAUUACCAGGACCGCUUGACCAAGUUUAUCAUCUUGCGGCCGCUAAGGGCCAAACAGGCCCGGGAGGUGGCCCGUGUCCUGCUGGAUAUCUUCACGAUUCUCGGCACGCCCGGCGUGCUGGAGUCCGACAGUGGCGCGGAGUUCACGAGCCAGGUUGUCAGCGAGCUCAACGGAGUGUGGCCAGACCUGAGGCUCGCGUGUGGCCAGCAGCUCCCUGGCCACGGCCGGCGCUCCCUGGAGCGAGCGAGCCAGGACGUCACGAACAUGAUUCGCGCCUGGAUGCGGAGUAACGGCUCCCGCCGCUGGGCCGAAGGCCUGCGAUUCGUGCAGCUGGCGAGGAAUCAGCUGGUGGACGAUGCCUUGCAGCAGAGCCCGUUCGAGGCCAUGUUUGGCUGCAAGGCCAAAGUCGGCCUGUUCUCGUCACACUUGCCCCGGGAAGCUGUGGCCGCCUUGCAGACCGAGGAGGAGCUGGAGGCGGCCGAGGAGCGGCUGGAGCGCAGCCUCUGCAUCCGGCAGGAGGAGAGGGCCGAGGGGGGGCCAGGCAGACCCGACGUGGAGGAGGAUGCCGACCCCGCGCCCCCGGAAGCCGCCGAGCCCAGCACCUCGCAGGGCGCCCUGGGCCUCUGCUGCUGGUGACCGGGCGCCUGCUGGGUGCCGUGCGGCCGGCUCAGAACUGUCGCCGGAUGCCCCAGGGAAAGGAGCCUGAAGGCUGCGCUCUACGGCCCGCGGCGGUCCUUGCUCCAAGGGGAAAAGCGGGUUGGGUCCGUAACGCAUGACCGCGGACUUGGCGGCUUGACGGGAAUAUGCCCUCGCGCAGCUCUGGAGGCCAGAAGUUCAAGAUCAAGGUGGCUGCAGGGCUUGUUCCUUCUGGAGGCUCGGAGAGAAUCCGUUCGGUGCCUGCCUCCGCUCCCUGGUGGCUGCUGGCCGUCCUGCGCGUUCCCUGCCUCCUCUCCGCAGGGCCUUCUCCCCUCUGUCUCUCUGCGGUCUCCUUUUCUGUCUCUUAAAAGGACGCCAUUGAUACCAGAUGCGCGGCCCUCCCCAGUCAGGGGCGAUCCCAUCUCGACUUCCUCGCCGUAAUUCUUUGCAAAGACCAAGUGAGGUCGGAUUCACGGGGAUCGGGGAUUUGGCCUUGGACAUGUCCUUCUGGGGGACACGGUUCCACCAACUGCCGCCAGGAGAAGAGUACGUUUGGCCGCGGAACGCGCACCCAUGGGGUCUCCAGCGUGUCGAGCUGGGGGUAGGGCCCUCCGUGUAUCCAGGACCUAUGCCUGCUGCCAAGCCCCGCUCAGGCAACAUCCGAAAACGCUGGGCCUCAGAGGAAGAGAUGCGGAUGAAGGACAAGCAGUGAGGAGGAGGAGAGGGGCCACCUCAGCGUCUGAGCUGCUUCCUGCUUCCGGAAGAACCGAUGCGCCACCCCUGCUGUCACAGGGCACGCACGCGGAGCUGUGACCUGCCUGAAACCUUUUAAAAGUGGGUCAGGGGGCACCUGGGGGGCUCAGUCGGUUAAGCUCCCGACUUCGGCUCAGGUCAUGAUCUCGC